AUGGCGCACAUGUGCAGGCAGAUGACGGGCAUCGCGGCGAGCUGUGCGGGCUGGGUCGGCAUCAUCGUCGCCACGGCCACUAACGACUGGGUCCGGUCCUGCGACUACGCGGUGGUGACCUGCAUCCGCAUGGACGAGCUGGGCUCGCAGGGACUCUGGGUAAAGUGCGUCAUCUCUCCCGCGCUUUAUCACUGCGUGGCGCGCACCCAGAUCCUCUCCCUGCCAGCGUACGUCCAGACGUGUCGUGCCCUGAUGAUCUGCGCUUGUCUGCUCGGUCUGCCCGCGAUGCUGCUGGUUCUGAUGUCGAUGCCCUGCGUCAAGCUGCAGACCGACAACUUCGCCAUCAAGCAGCGUCGCGCCCUGGUGGGAGGCAUCCUCUACAUCCUCAUGGCUCUGUGCGGCAUCAUAUCGACCGUCUGGUUCCCCGUCGGCGUUCACCAGGAGGAGGGCCUGAUGUCGUUCGGCUUCUCUCUGUACGCCGGCUGGGUCGGCUCUGCCCUCUGCCUCCUGGGCGGCACCCUGAUCCUGUUCUGCCGCGGCACCGACCCCGGGACCCCGAGCAGGGACAGCAGCUUCUACUACUCCAGGCAGGAGGGCACGGCCACGCCGCUGGACCCCCCCGCCAACCACGCCAAGAGCGAGCGAGUGUGA
Molecule: messenger RNA, 651 nt
Organism: Anarrhichthys ocellatus (wolf-eel)
Lineage: Eukaryota; Metazoa; Chordata; Actinopteri; Perciformes; Anarhichadidae
Product: claudin-11-like
Exons: 3
Coding region: 1-651 (216 amino acids)
Cellular component (GO): membrane; bicellular tight junction
Molecular function (GO): structural molecule activity
Source: RefSeq, a predicted model, not a curated record